AUGAACUUCGACACCACCGAACACGUCCUUCGCGGCCUGCCCACUGACGGCGGUCUCUCCCUCCCUUUCGUACGCGCUGUCCCGCGCCAGACCCGUACCCCAGAAGGAGAAGAGACAGGUACACAACGUCGUCGCACCGUGUCCCUAGUCCUACUUCACGGUGCCGCAUCGCACAAAGAGGUCUGGUUCCCUACCCUCGAGCACCUUUUUGAGCUACAAAAAGAAGACUCCAAUCGUGCGUUGACUAUCGUUGAGGCGUGGGCGGCAGACAUGCCCAGUAACGGCCGCGCGGCGGUGUUGAACGAGCAUCUUCUGGGUCAGUUCCCAGAUGGUAUCUCGGGACAGCAGGCUUCCCGCGCGUUGCAGGUCCUCCUCAAGUCCGACAUGCUCAAAGGCGACGACGUCAUCGGGAUCGGCUACUCCGCCGGCGCAUGCGUGAUGAUUCAGUCGACAGCCGGGUACUACGUCGACAAACUCCCCUACUCUUCGCUCAUCCUCGUCGAGCCAGUCGUGCUCGAUCCAGAGGUCCUCGAGCAGAUCUCGCAGGCGGACUCCCCCCUUACGAAGAUCAUCGAGUUCGCGCGCACGCGCCGGGACACCUGGCCGAGUCGCGCGGCCGCGCGCGAGUGGUUUGCGGGACAGCUCCCGUGGAGCCAGUGGGACGCGCGUGUCCUCGAUCUUUAUGUGGAACACGCCUUGCGGGAGUUGCCUACUGCGGCGUACCCGGACGAGCACGAGGGGGUGACGCCGGCGACGACGCGCGCGGCUGAGAUCGCGGCGUAUUCUCAUUGGGACGAUGCGCUCGAAGCACACCAAAUUUUGCAGGGCCUCUGCGCUGCGAUCCCCGUGCACUCGGUCGUCGGCUCUGUCCGAGACAGAAUACCCGGAGAAGUGCACGAGUUGACGGGGCCGAAGAUGAAGUCCGUCAGGCAGGUCGAGGGUGUUGGCCAUCACGUCGUUCAGCAAGACCCGCGCGGCGCGGCCGAGGCAAUUUGGACCAUCUUGCAAGAGGAAUAUUCACCGUAA
Trametes versicolor FP-101664 SS1 is the source of this 1026-nucleotide messenger RNA. RefSeq lists its product as uncharacterized. Bases 1 to 1026 code for a protein of 341 amino acids. Lineage: Eukaryota; Fungi; Basidiomycota; Agaricomycetes; Polyporales; Polyporaceae. The record is from RefSeq and is a predicted model, not a curated record. The transcript has 6 exons.